Filobasidium floriforme is the source of this 1630-nucleotide messenger RNA. RefSeq names its product S-adenosyl-L-methionine-dependent methyltransferase. Lineage: Eukaryota; Fungi; Basidiomycota; Tremellomycetes; Filobasidiales; Filobasidiaceae. The coding region runs from base 5 to 1279 and encodes 424 amino acids. The transcript has 7 exons. The record is from RefSeq and is a predicted model, not a curated record.
CUUUAUGAUGACCACCCAGCACACAGCUUAUAGUCGUCUUCAUCCCCAGCAGCACCCAUCACCACUCUCCGAGCCACUGCAUCUACCUGCAUCUAGACACACAACUCUGACCAUGUCCAACCCCGCUCCCGUGAAACAAAAGGCCAUCUUCGAAUCCCUCACCGAGUACGGCGAGUCGGCUCUCGACAACGGAUGGCUUCCCGACGCUGUCCUCCGUCCCGUCAUCAGAAAGUUGAACCGUGUUCGUCUCGCCGAGAUUGACAAGGGUACCGGAGCUGCCAACCAUGCGGCCAAGAUGGACUUUAUCGCCAAACUGGGUGAACCCAACCGACCUCUGGCCGAACAUCAGGCAAAGGCGAAUGAGCAACACUACGAAGUCCCCACUUCCUUCUUGAAGCUGUGUCUCGGACCUCGAAUGAAGUACUCUUCGUGCUACUACCCAUCACUCGAAGAUUCGACUCGACCGGGCGGAGCCAAAGACAUCAAGUACGCAAAAGAGUCGCUCGCAGAGGCCGAAGAGGUCAUGCUCAAGAGCUACUGUGAGAAGGCCGGCUUGGGAGAGCAGGGUCCGGGACAGGGAGAGGGCCUCAGCAUCCUUGACCUCGGUUGCGGAUGGGGAAGUUUGGGACUCUACCUGGCCGAAAAGUACCCGAAAGCCAGCAUCAAGAUGUUGUCCAACUCGCGGACCCAAAAGGUUCACAUCGACGGGACCUGCAAGGAAAAGGGCUUUGGUAACGUCGAGGUGAUCACUGGUGACUUUACGCAAUUUGAUUUCGAGGAGAAGGAGCAGUUCACACAUGUGCUUUCUAUCGAAAUGUUCGAGCACAUGAAGGGGUACCCCCACCUGUUCGCCAAAGUAGCCACUUGGCUCAAACCUCGCGGCAAGGUCUUUAUCCACGUGUUCGUGCACAAGGACACGCCUUACGAGUUCGAGGACAAUGAUGGUUGGAUGAGCAAGCACUUCUUCAGCGGAGGAACCAUGCCCUCGUUGGAUCUCUUCACCUAUUUCCAAAAGGACCUCGUCCUGCAAAAGUCUUGGUUCAUCCCUGGCAACCAUUACGCACAGACUCUCGAAUCUUGGUUGCGAUUGCAAGAUUCCAACAAGACUGAAGGUAUGAGGUUGUUGGAAGAGGACGCAGAGCAGAAGGGAUUCGGUAAAGACGAAGGAAGGAAGAGCUUCUACAGAUUCCGCGUAUUCUUCUUGGCGUGUGCAGAAUUCUUUGCCAUGGAUCGCGGAGAGACUUGGGGUCUCGGUCACUACCUGUUUGAGAAGCGCUGAUCGUUGAAACUAGAAAAUCGAAAAGAUCCUCCUACCGCGACUUCCGCUUUUCUCUCUAGUCCGGCUCGAACCCGUCUAGAUUUCACAAUCAGGUUGUAUACUUUGGGUUAUUGGGAAAUGUUACAAUAGAUGUUGACGUCCGAAACAGCAGAGGGACACAUGGAUAUUCUCACGCGGAAACCAGCACCGCACCGGGAACAAAGCAAUGUGAAAACAAAGGAAGGUCUCGUUUCAUCCCGUCAGUUUCACCUCUGCUUCCUUGAUGUUUCGAAUCAGCCGAAGGUGCAAGGAGAUGGUCUGUAUAUACUCCAAAGCCGUACGACCAAUCUAGGGGCAGGGAGUUGAUGUGCG